Malurus melanocephalus (red-backed fairy wren) is the source of this 797-nucleotide messenger RNA. It is a transcript of the gene SNX10, whose product is annotated as sorting nexin 10. The record is from RefSeq and is a predicted model, not a curated record. NCBI's taxonomy places the organism in Eukaryota, Metazoa, Chordata, Aves, Passeriformes, Maluridae. Gene Ontology annotation, biological process: intracellular protein transport. The coding region runs from base 104 to 709 and encodes 201 amino acids. Gene Ontology annotation, molecular function: phosphatidylinositol binding. The transcript has 7 exons.
CAGGGCUCCGCCCGCUGCCGGUGACGCUCCGGCUUCCCCGGGCUCAGGGUGGCGGCAGCGGCCGCGGCGGAGGGUUGAUUUUUUUUACUGCAAACCAGAGAAGAUGACGCCAAAACAUGAAAAACAGGAAUUUGUAACUGUCUUGGUGCGAGACCCCAGGAUACAGAAAGAAGACUCGUGGUAUUCUUACAUAGACUAUGAGAUAUUUAUUCAUACAAACAGUAUAUGCUUUACAAGGAAAACAUCCUGUGUUAGACGACGCUUCCGAGAAUUUGUUUGGCUCCGGCAGAGGCUUCAGAGCCAUGCAGUGCUUUUACAGCUACCUGACCUGCCAUCUAAAACGCCCUUUUUCAAUAUGAACAAUCCUCAUCACGUGGACCAUCGCCGUCAGGGUCUGCAAGAAUUCCUGGAAAAGAUCCUACAGGAUGCAUUACUGCUUUCAGAUAGUCGGCUUCACCUCUUCUUACAGACUCAGCUAAGCCCAGAAGAUAUGGAGGCCUGUGUGUCUGGACAGACCAAAUACUCUGUUGCUGAUGCGAUUCACAGUUUUGCCUCUCUGAACAGACGUUUUCCUAUAGAAGACGAAGAGAGAAAAAAAGGAAAAAACGAUGCAGACUCUGAUUCAGAGAGUUCAUCCUCCGGGCUCGGACCUAGUGAUGACAGCAUUUCAUGUGGAUGUAAAGCAAGCCCAGCUUCUGAAGAAUCAUGAAAAAUCAUUCCUGUAUUGUUAUCUUAAGGACAGUACAGAGCAGUUUUUGCUUUCUUUMCUGGUUACAUGUACCACACAAACAGGGUUG